This is a messenger RNA of Actinia tenebrosa (Australian red waratah sea anemone), 1129 nucleotides long. RefSeq lists its product as uncharacterized. NCBI's taxonomy places the organism in Eukaryota, Metazoa, Cnidaria, Anthozoa, Actiniaria, Actiniidae. The record is from RefSeq and is a predicted model, not a curated record.
UCGAAAAAGUUUUUCAAAAAUCUUUAAAGAUGAGUGAAAAAGAUAGCGAUUUUCUGCACAUACAAGGCGAUAUAGACUUCCAGGAGCGUUCUAAGUCAGUUUUCUCGAGUCUUGAUCGCCUGGAGCCGAAAAAUGAAGAAGAGAAGGAGUUAAAAAAAGCCAUUAGCAGACGUCCACAUAAGGUGCCUGAUCAUGUUCUGCACCCUGACAAAUGGAAGAAAUAUAGUUUGGAAGAAGAUGGGAGUGAAAGAAUGGGAAAGAUGAAUGCCAGUGACAUAAAUAAGCAUGCUGCAUUGUCGUUUCUUAAUGAAUUAAAGGAGAGAAAAAAGUCUGAAGAUACAAGUCAAAGCAACAAGGAAACAGCUGAUGCUGUUGCCAAAGAAUUGCAUAUUUCUUUUCACAAACCUAAGAGUACGGACAACCCAAAAACAGAAACGAAGAGGAAAUCUGUAGGUAUUCAAAAAGAUGGUGUCCAUAUGAUGCCUGAAUAUGUUGUUGGAAAAGCUAAACUCCCUGCCAAAUCAAAGAAAUUAGAGACAUCUAUGCCAAAAGAUAAGGGAAAGAAAGAUGUGCAAAUUGGACAUUUGCUUGAGAAAGAGGAAGAGGAAAUCGUAGAUGAGGAUGUCAAAGGCCCAGGAGAAGGUCCCUAUGUUGCAAUGGAAGAUACUGAGAAAGAGGAUUCCAAGAAAGAAGAAGUCAGGUUUGCUAAACGUAAACGAAAACAAGAAAUGAAUAUCAGGAAGCAUGUGAAGGUGUCUGAUGAUGAAGAAAAGGAUUAAAACUUUAAAAUAAGGACAUUUUUUGGCCAUGUUGGCUAGCGUACAGCCCUGCCUAGCCUCCAGGUUCCUUAAGUUUGAUCCUCUUCUAACCAUUAAAGGCUUACAAGUUUAGUUUUAAUUGUCCUCCAAUGGACCACUGACAGGGAGAUACAGAACACUCUCUAGAACUCUAUUACUCAAAGGUGGAUUCAGGGGGGCUAGUUAGGGUAGCUAGAUAGAUAGCCAAUGCCCUUUAAGGAGUUUCAACUACGAGAAUAAACAGUACAUACUGUCUUGUAAAGCAAAAACCUCUUGCAUGUGAUUAUGGUCAUGUCAAUAUGAGAUAUGCAUUAUAAAAUAUUACAACCAAA